CAGGUCCGCGCCGGAAUAACAUACCUCGAAUGUACAUUUGUAUUUAAGGCGGUGCGCCAUCCGCCUCAAUAAUGCCAGUCCGCGCGAGAAACUUGCUAAAUGCGUACUUAGCAAUGUCAGCAUCAAUUUUCAUAUAAAGACUGACCCCCGCGACAAUAGCAGGCUCUGGACCGCAGACAAACACUCGAAGUCCACAAGCACUAUGGCAGGGCAGCAGAACGACCAUGUGCCACCGUACGAAGAAGACGAGACCAUCGGCGACACCAGUACGUCUGGGCCUCCUGCGUAUCCCAACGAAGAGUCCACACCUUUGCUACCACACGAUGGUAAAGCGCUCUCAUCACACCGCAAACAGUCUAAACCAAAAUGGCGACUCGUAGUCUUUACCAUAAUCCUCAUUGUCACACUCACAGAUAUAGGAAACCUGAUGUCCGAUGCCCCGCUCGUACGGUUAUAUGAAGAGAUAGCAUGCGCAGGGUACUGGGGCUUCAAGGAUCCGUCACAUAUACUACCAGAUGGAUCCAUUCCAGAAGAAGACUGUAAAGUCAACCGCGUGCAAGAGGUAGUUGCUCUUGUCGUAGGCUGGAGCGGUGCCUGGGAUUCCAUGAUAGGGAUCCUGCUGGCGGUGCCGUUUGGUAUGCUGGCUGAUAAAUGGGGAAGAAAACCGGUGCUAUUCUUGAGCCUCUUUGGGGUCUUACUGUCUUGCAUCUGGAAGGCCAUUGUUUGCUAUAUGCGAUGGAGACUUGAGGCUGUCUGGGCCUCAUCCCUUUUCUUACUCAUUGGCGGUGGCCCAGUAGUGGCAUCUGCUAUGCUACUGACAAUGAUGGCAGACGUUAUGCCUGCCGAGAAGAGGACAGUCAUCUUUCUGUUUGUACAUGCAGCAGUUGUUGCGGGUGAAAUUCUUGGCCCGACAGUGGCAUCUUUGCUCAUGAGAUCUGAUCCAUAUCUCCCGGUCCUUAUUGGUGUUGCGAUUCAGGCUUCUGCGUUCUUUUGUGCGAUUUUUCUCUCGGAAACCCUCCAGUACCGACCGACAGUACCUUCCAUGCUACGUCCGGAGCCGACUGAUGAAGAGUCACCUUGCACAUCUACAGCCAAAGCCUCUAGCAGGCUACUAAUGCCAUUCGUGCAUGUAAAGGACAGCCUGGCCUUCGUUUUCAAGGAUAAAAAUUUAGCACUUGCGCUGUUGACAUUCUUAUGCGAAGGCUUAAGUGGAAAUGCGAUGAAUCUAUUGUUGCAAUAUUUCCCAAAACGCUAUGGUUGGCACAUCGCAGAUGCGGCACUACUUGGCACCCUCAGAUCAGUCGUCAACCUCAUUGUUUACAUGGUCCUUCUACCAACCCUUCCGUUCUUACUGAUGAAGCGUUUUGGCAUUUCCAGUAGCAAGGCUGAUCUUCUGCUGAGCCAGAUCAGCGGUAUUCUACUGACGAUAGGCAUGUUUACAAUGGGCAUAUCCCCAAAUGUCAUACUCGCAAUCAUCGGCCUUGUGAUAUAUGUCUUUGGUACAGGCUACGUAGCAUUCAUUCGGAGCAUCGCGACUUCGUUGCUGGGCGGUUCUGAAUCUCAUAACCUUGCCAGAUUGUAUACUAUGAUGCAAUCUAUGCAAGGGCUCGGGGCUGUCAUCACUGGUCCCUUAAUUCCCAUGGCGUUCAAAUGGGGGAUGGAUUUGGGCGGCUUCUGGAUUGGCAUGCCUUUUCUAUUCACGACAGUUGGAUAUUCAGCUAUGGUGGUCAUGAUUUUCUUCAUUGAAGUGCCAGAUACUGGAAGCGAAGUUGCUGAGCAGCAAGCAUAGACGGGGACUGGGCACCAUCUUGAGGUCUGUAGAUCUCCCAAGGAGUUGGAAGACGCGAUUUAUGCUUGUUUUGCAUUGCUUACUGAGAGAUUCCUGUAACUGAUGUACUGAUAUAGACGAAUGUACCUAAUAGUAGAACUAUAAAAACACAACACUCUUCAUCGCGC
Messenger RNA from Pseudovirgaria hyperparasitica, 1956 nucleotides. Its product is annotated as MFS general substrate transporter. The coding region runs from base 203 to 1789 and encodes 528 amino acids. The record is from RefSeq and is a predicted model, not a curated record. Gene Ontology annotation, biological process: transmembrane transport. Gene Ontology annotation, cellular component: membrane. Lineage: Eukaryota; Fungi; Ascomycota; Dothideomycetes; Acrospermales; Acrospermaceae. The transcript has 3 exons. Gene Ontology annotation, molecular function: transmembrane transporter activity.